This is a messenger RNA of Leptosomus discolor (cuckoo roller), 2394 nucleotides long. RefSeq names its product membrane metalloendopeptidase (gene MME). Gene Ontology annotation, cellular component: plasma membrane. Gene Ontology annotation, biological process: protein processing; amyloid-beta clearance. Lineage: Eukaryota; Metazoa; Chordata; Aves; Leptosomiformes; Leptosomidae. Gene Ontology annotation, molecular function: metalloendopeptidase activity. The record is from RefSeq and is a predicted model, not a curated record.
GUUAUGGGCAAGUCAGAAAGCCAGAUGGAUAUAACUGAAAUGAAUACUCCAAAACCAAAGAAGAAACUGCGCUGGAGUGGCCUGGAAAUAGGGCUGGCUGUUGUCGUGAUUCUGCUAGCUAUCGUGGCGAUCACAAUGAUAGCUCUGUACGCAACGUAUGACGAUGGGAUUUGCAAGACAUCAGACUGUAUAAAAUCAGCAGCCCGAAUCCUUGAGAACAUGGACACCACUGCAGAGCCUUGUAAAGAUUUUUACCAAUAUGCCUGUGGAGGAUGGCUUAAGAGGAACGUCAUUCCAGAAACCAGCUCCCGUUAUAGUAACUUUGACAUUUUAAGAGACGAACUAGAAGUUGUUUUAAAAGAUGUCCUUGACACACCAAGCAGUAAUGAUAUAACAGCAGUGCAGAAGGCAAAAACUCUGUACAGAUCGUGCAUAAAUGAAACUACCAUUGAUAGCAGAGGCGGGAGGCCUUUAAUCAGUUUAUUGCCAAACAUAUCUGACUGGCCUGUAGCAACAACUAACUGGGAUUCUUCCUAUGGUGCUGCCUGGACAGCGGAGACAGCUAUUGCACAGCUGAACUCCAGAUACGGGAAAAAAGUCCUUAUUAAUUUUUUUGUCGGCACAGAUGAUAAAAAUUCCACAGCACAUAUCAUUCACAUUGACCAGCCUGGGCUUGGCCUGCCUUCUCGUGACUACUAUGAAUGCACUGGUGCGUACAAAGAGGCAUGUGCUGCCUAUGUUGAUUUCAUGAUUUCUGUAGCUAAACUCAUCCUACAAGAAAGAAGUAUUUCUUUCAAUGAGAGCGAGAUUUCUGAACAAAUGAACAGAGUUAUGGACCUGGAGAAAGAGAUUGCCAAUGCAACAACAAAAUCUGAAGACAGAAAUGAUCCACUUCUGCUGUAUAAUAAAAUGACCUUGGCACAACUCCAAAACAAUUUCUCAUUGGAAAUCGAUCAUAAGGUAUUCGACUGGUCAAAAUUCAUAAAUGAUAUCAUGUCAACUGUGCAAAUUAAUGUUGAGAACACCGAACAUGUCAUUGUUUAUGAUCCGGAAUACCUUAUCAGGCUGAAGACUAUUCUGAAUAAAUAUACUCCCAGAGACCUUCAAAAUUACAUGAUCUGGCGAUUCAUAAUGGAUCUUGUCAACAGCCUAAGCCGUAACUACAAGGACACAAGGAACGCUUUUCGUAAGGCACUGUACGGCACCACAUCAGAGACUGCUGUUUGGCGGCGUUGCGCCAACUAUGUCAACAGCAACAUGGAGAACGCCGUGGGGAGAUUAUACGUAGAGGAAGCGUUUGCUGGAGACAGUAAACACGUGGUUGAGGAAAUGAUUGCAGAUAUACGUGAUGUUUUUAUAAAAACCUUAGAUGAACUCACUUGGAUGGAUGCCGAAACCAAACAGAAAGCAGAACAAAAAGCAACAGCAAUUAGAGAGAGGAUUGGUUAUCCAGAUGAGAUCGUGACUGACAACAACAAGCUGAACAGCGAGUACCAGGAGUUGGACUACAAAGAAGAAGAAUACUUUGAAAACAUUAUUCAAAAUUUAGUAUUUACCCAGAAGAAAAGGUUGAAAAAGCUUAGAGAAAAGGUGGACAAAGAGGAGUGGAUAAGUGGAGCUGCUGUUGUCAAUGCUUUUUAUUCAGCAAGUAGAAAUCAGAUAGUCUUCCCUGCUGGCAUUUUGCAGCCCCCUUUCUUCAGUGCUUCCCAGCCCAAAUCUCUGAAUUACGGUGGCAUAGGCAUGGUCAUCGGCCAUGAAAUCACCCAUGGGUUUGAUGACAACGGCAGAAAUUUUAAUGAGAAUGGAGACCUUGUAGACUGGUGGACUGAAGAAUCAGCACGGAAUUUUAAGGAGCUAUCCCAGUGUAUUGUGUACCAGUACGGAAACUUUUCAUGGGACCUAGCAGGUGGACAGCAUCUGAGUGGAAUCAACACACUAGGAGAAAACAUUGCUGAUAAUGGGGGAGUUAGACAAGCAUAUAAGGCCUAUGAAAACUUUGUGAAAAAGCAUGGAAAAGAAAAACGUCUUCCUGGUCUUGAAAUGAACCAUAAACAGCUGUUUUUUCUGAACUUCGCACAGGUAUGGUGUGGAACAUACAGACCAGAAUAUGCUGUGAACUCCAUCAAAACUGACGUGCACAGCCCAGGCAAAUUCAGGGUCAUAGGUUCACUCCAAAACUCUCCCGAGUUUUCUGAAGCCUUUUCAUGCACCAAGACGAACUACAUGGAUCCUGCUAAGAAGUGCCGAGUUUGGUGACGGAACCGUAAGCCUUGCAUCUUGGCAAGCUUUCUAGAGAAAGAGAAACGUUGAACUGAUUUCAAGAAGGGGAGCAGGGAAGAAAACUGAGGGGAAUAUGCUAGAGUGGUCACUGUAAUUCUUAGUAAACAGGCAAAA